AUGCAUCGUCUAAAUAGAAUUAUUUAUACUGCAGCAAUUGGAAUGAUUAUUUUUCUGGGAUCAGUCGAUGCCAGUUCGGUUACGUAUGGUCUUCGGUUGAGACGAGCAACACCAAAAGUGGACAUUUCACUCAAAACACCCGUCAUCAAUGCUCUUACAGAAAGAACAGCAAUCGAUGCUAGUUGGGAACAGUGUAUGAUUGUGGCACCUAUGACUAUACAAUUAUUAGGAGAAUUACUAAUUGUUUCAAGCGUGAAAGAUGUUUCUUUUCGUGCUUUUUCACCGGAUCGCCAGUUUAUAUAUAUUCGAAAUCCCAAUUCAUUUCGAGCUACUCUGUUACAAAUAUCAUUUGCGGGAUAUCAUGCUUUUCUUAGUGGUCAUUCGACCAUGAACACGAUUCAGUUGCGAAUGAUCCAAAUACCAAAACAUAUUAAAACGGCGCUUAAGCUUCUUGCUGCAAAUUAUCCGCGACGUAUGCUCAAUCGUUUACUUCCUCAAGUGUUAAAUAAUAUAGAAGAGACAGGAAAGGAAUGUGUGACAAUAACUAACGCUACAAGUAAUCAAUUCUCUCAAGUAAUGUUACUAGUUAAUGAAGUAAUCGAAACAACAACGGAAACGCAGUCAGAGCACGAAAGCAAAGUAGAAGAAAAUGAAAGAGAACUUGAAGUUUUACGUGAACAAAAAGCAAAUUUGGAAAAAGAAAAAGAAUUUCGUGCGAAGUUAUAUCAAGAGGCUACCGAUAUAGCAAACAAAGCUGAAUCAGCUUAUCAGCAAGCACUUAAUGAUAUACCAACAGGAUUGUCAGCGUUUCUACGAGACUUUGCUCGUGGUUUGCUUAAAAUAGCUGAUACAGUCGCGAGCGUUGCUGCUGCUACGCUUACUGGUUCGAUGAUGCAGGGAGGAACAACAUUCCCUCAACUCGCUAGCUCCACAUUCUCAAGUGGUAACAUUGGAGGCAAGAAACCAAUUUCUUUCAGUCUCAGUAACACACUCAACAUGGCAGAACAAUUCUCUAAAACAAUACGAUCGUUUCAAAUUGCUGUAUCAAAUAAAACUAAAGACCCAAAAGCAAUGACUGGUUUCAAUAUUGCUUUUCGGGCAUUUCGAGAAUUCGUCACGUCAUUACACGAUAAUCCAGCGAAAGCAAUAGCAAUGAGACUAACUGGGAAAGCUGAGAAACUUGCAGCAAAGGCUGCCGAAGCUGCCAAAAAGAUUAAGUCGAACAAUGAGACUGGCCAAGAAAUAAUAACAGAAAUAGAACAAAUUUGCGAUGAUCUUGAUUCAUUGCAAAGUGCUAAUCAACAGGCAAAUCCGGAGACUGCUUCAAGAACUAUAUCCACGGUUGGAUCUCAUGAUACUCCGAGUGCGGAUGAUUCAUCUCAAAAUGAAGUGCGAAAAGCUCAGAUAGCACAGACUCAUCUCACAGAAAUGCGACGUCGUCAAGAUGAACAAGCUGCUGAAUACCUUAAACUAUUAGAGGUUAUGCGUCAAAUGAGUGCCAAGAUGAUGACAAUCAAUUUAGCGACUAUUAAUUAUAACGAAAUCAUCGCUAUGCUCAGAAAAGCUUUGGAGUUACUUAGUAAAGUACAUCAACAAUGGGAUAACUUCGUGCGCUUCUUCAAUCAAAUGUCUGUAUUGAUCAAAGAUAUGAUCAAAGGUCCAUUGAAAAGAUUCCUUCAAGUGGCUGGUGCCGGCACUGAUGUAGAACAUGCCAUGCGUCUCCAAUUGAUAGAUACGCUCAAAGAAGAGACCUACGGUAUUCAUCGUGAAUCUUAUAUUCUUUUUGUUAUGUCACGCACUUACUACGAAGUAUCAAGCAAAUAUUUAAUGGGUCGACUCGCGGGCCUUUCAAGUAUGCUUACCGCCCGAAAUGAAUCAGAACGAAGAGAAUUAAUGGAAACUUUGAAAAAUCAGACGGAUGUCGCUCUUGAAGAAAUCGAAGCUCUCAUUAUCGAACGAAAAGCAGCCUUUGAUACAGAACUAAAUAAACGAAAUACUGAACUGACUGCAUUAAUUGAUGAGCUAGGUGGUCCUAGUGAAAAAACUCAGCUUGCAAUCGAAGAAGGUAAACGUUUGAUCGACAGUGGUGCAGCUUGGGAUGACGAUUCAUGA
Messenger RNA from Adineta ricciae, 2112 nucleotides. NCBI's taxonomy places the organism in Eukaryota, Metazoa, Rotifera, Eurotatoria, Adinetida, Adinetidae. The record is from the annotation of a GenBank genome assembly.